Messenger RNA from Serpula lacrymans var. lacrymans S7.9, 615 nucleotides. RefSeq lists its product as uncharacterized. The coding region runs from base 1 to 615 and encodes 204 amino acids. Lineage: Eukaryota; Fungi; Basidiomycota; Agaricomycetes; Boletales; Serpulaceae. The record is from RefSeq and is a predicted model, not a curated record. The transcript is spliced from 2 exons.
AUGAAAAAUUGUAACUGUAAUAUUUAUGAUACUACCGCUGCACCAGCGUCUCCCUUGGAGCAUGGCCCCGGCGAGACAACUACUAGUGUGCUUGAUUCUGGUAAAAAUAAAAAUAAAAACAUAGAAAAUAUUAAAGUAGAAAAACAUGUUUCUCUCAAUUCUUCUUCUUUGGAGCCACUUUCCCCUGAAAUCCCAAAGCGUGUGUUGAUGCGCACAUAUUUAUUCCAAAAAGAGAUCCAUUCAGACGUUGGUGUGGAAAACCUUGCGCGGGGCAUAGUACACCCAAUCAGCGCACUGCUUGAUUCAGGCACUAACAGAAUUUUCAUAGAUCAGGUCUGGGCGGAACAAAUUGGACUCCCCCUUGUGAAAUUAGACGUAUCUAUUCCUGUCCAUAACAUUGAUGGGAAGAUCAAUUUAAUCUUGGGCUGGACCUGGCUAUUUAAACACAAUCCUGAAAUUAACUGGCAGACAGGGGUUGUCACAUUAUCACGUUGUCCUCAGGAGUGUAAGAACUUGGGUAAACCAACUCACGUCCAUCAAACUGAGCGCCUUGAAAAGAUAAACGCUGGUCACAUUUAUGAGCUCAGAUCUUUAGAAAAGAUUGGUAAAACCUGA